This is a messenger RNA of Nematolebias whitei (Rio pearlfish), 553 nucleotides long. RefSeq names its product pregnancy zone protein-like. The transcript has 5 exons. Gene Ontology annotation, cellular component: extracellular region. The coding region runs from base 28 to 300 and encodes 90 amino acids. The record is from RefSeq and is a predicted model, not a curated record. Lineage: Eukaryota; Metazoa; Chordata; Actinopteri; Cyprinodontiformes; Rivulidae.
UACAGUGGAGAAGAAGGCAUCUCCAACAUGUUGAUCCUUGACAUUGCCUUGCUUUCGGGAUUCGUCCCAGAGCCCCAGUCUUUGAAGAUCCUCAAAGGAGCUCUGCUGGUGAAUCGGGUUGAACACAAGGAUGGCCAUGUUCUGGUGUACUUGGAAGGGGUUAUGAAGGAUAUACCAGUCAACCAUCACUUGGUGCUUUUACAGCAGGUCUUGGUGCACAACCUCAAACCAGCUGUAAUCACCCUCUAUGACUACUACCAGCCAAGUGAGAGGGCUGAGAAAGAAUAUACUGCAAUAUGACUACUCAAGGCCAAAGAAUGAAGUGUGGUCAAUCCUGAUGCCAGUAUUGAUUUUUGCUUUAUUAAAACUCAAAGGAACUUAUUUUCUUAAAAAAUAUAUGGUUUAAGUAUUGUGUCAUGUAUUGGUUAUGUUACACAGCUAACUGUUUUUUUUUUUUUUUUUGUCUUUGUCACACCUAUGUAACUGUGGAAUGUGUUCAAUCCAAUCGCAAAGAAGAGCAAAACUGAAUAAAGUGAUCUGAAUGACCCUCAAA